AUGUCAUCCGCUGUAGCAGCCGCAAUGACGGCAGCCAGUGUAGCGUUUGGACAUGAGAAAGAAAUGAAAAGAAACAAGGAAAGAAGGAUCUUGCCAAAAAAUACUGCAUCUCCACGUAGCAAGAUACUUAAGCUACCAGAUAUCAGUAAACCACAUGUUUCUCUAGUGACACCCAGUGUUACUGGUGCCAAAAAUGAGACAAGCGGUAAACAUGGAAAAAUAGAGCGGAAUCCAUUUCAUAUGCCAUCUGACGUAGAGGUUUUCGCAAUGCGAGAAGAAGAUCGCCGUGUCAAAUUGGAGAUCAAAGAAGCAAUGAAAAAUCUCAGCAUCUACGAAAAGAAUACUGUAAAGCGCAAAAAUUUCAAAAACCUGCUAGCCGAAGAUACAGAUGAUGUAGAUUUUUACAAUGUCCUUCGAAAGCGGGAUGCAGAUAAAUUUCUAGUCAAUCGACAAACUCGAGCUGAUAGACACUUUGGAAAGGAGAAUCUGCAUGAUUUUAUUGCAAAGAAACGAGAAAUGUUUCUUGUUCAAUAUGCACUGGGUGUAAAGCGAGAAGAAAUGCGUAAACUAGAGGAAAUUGCACAGGCAGAAGAACAAAAGCUUUUGGACGAUGAAAAGGCACUCGAAGAAGACGCUGCUAAAUUUGAUGCAUUCUUGAAGGAGAACGACAAGAACUCUGUUGAAGCAAUCAAAAAGGCAGAAUUGGAAACAAAAGCCAAAAUUGAAAAAAUCCAAGAAAUCAAGAAACUCAACGUUCAAAUUAUGAGCAUUCGAAGCGAUAUGUCUAAAAAUGAGGAUCAACUUAAAGAUUUACAGAGAUAUCGACAGUUUCUUGAAAAACUUACCCCCAAGGAGUUUUUUGUCGCUCAGAAUAAUAAAAUAGAUCAAUCUACCAUACUGGAAAAGUCUGCACAAAAGACUUUAUUGGAUAAAUCUCAGAGUGACUCCAAUUACAUAUCAUCUAGAGAUAAUCCGCUUGCCCAAUCAAAAACCGGAAACUUGGGACCAAAUCACACUACGCCAUGUCCUUUGACAACACCCGCGACAGACCAAAACAACACCGUUUCAUCAGACGAAUUGGCCGACGAAGAGUUUUGGGAAAACGAUCAAGAGCCGGCAAUGUUUUUCAAAACUCCUGAGCAGCUACUUGAUAUAUUUUCUGAACUCGAGGAAAAUAAUUUGGCAUUGAUUCAGAAUUGUCAAGAAACAGAAGAAACAUUAGAAGAGCUCAAAACCAAGAUUGCCGAUACGUCUUUUAAAAUGGAAAACGAAACGGCGAGCUUAAACCAACAGAUUGAUUUUUUAAACGCAGCAAUCUCCAAAGAAGAAGAAAAAGCACAUAUGCUUGAGGAACGAUCCAGGCAAUUCACCACUGGGGUCGUUGGUGCAGAGCCACAAGAAAAACUGCUUGAGGACUUGAAUCACAAAGUCAAGGAAGUAUACCGCAGGUGUUUUGGAGAUAAUGAUGGAAAUUUGAGCACAUUACAGAUGCUUACUAGUAUCGAAAAUCGUCUCGAGCAGCUUUUUGAAUUUAUUGAACUGAUGCCCCCAGAAAAGGUUGAGCAGGCAGAAAAGGUUAAAGACAAGGAGAGACGUCAACGAUUACGUGAAGAAAAGAUGGAAGCUCAAAGAGUAUUGCAAGAAGAACGUGUCCAGCGUGCACUUGAAAGAGCUCGUGCACCAGUUAAAAAAAAGACUGGCAAACCAGUGGUAUUUCGAUCAGCACCUCCGCAAAAAAAGAAGAAAAAGGAAGAAGAUACAAAGAAAAAAGAAGAAGACGAUCUCGAGUAUUUUUGGAAUUGA
Messenger RNA from Batrachochytrium dendrobatidis JAM81, 1803 nucleotides. RefSeq lists its product as uncharacterized. The record is from RefSeq and is a predicted model, not a curated record. The transcript is spliced from 13 exons. Lineage: Eukaryota; Fungi; Chytridiomycota; Chytridiomycetes; Rhizophydiales. Bases 1 to 1803 code for a protein of 600 amino acids.